CUUCCAGGCCUGGCCCUGAAGCCCUGCUCCAGGUUUGAGUCUACUUCCUCUAACAGCGCCUACCCGCUUCAGCCCAAGACCCCCUCCGCACUCCCGCCCGCGCUCACGUUCCCCUCGUGGGCCCGCCCCUUCAGGGGCGGAGCUGCGCCAGGUGCGGCCCCGGGGCGUGGCCGGGUUCCGGGAGCGCAGGUGCGGCUUCCGCGUCAAGAUGGCUGCGGCCUGUCGGUCUGAGGCUGGCCUCCUUCCCGGCCUCCUCUGCCGCCGGCCCGCCGGGGCCCAGCUGCUGCGCGUUGCCCUGUGUCUCCUGUGCUGGGUCCCGGCGGCUGUGGACGCAGUCCCGGAGCUCGGGCUUUGGACGAGGACGGUCAAUGACAAAUCAGGACCUUUGGUAUUCAGGAAAACUAUGUUUAACUCUACUGAGAUCAAGUUUUCUGUGAAGUCGUUCAGUUGUUCUGGACCUGUGAAGUUUACCAUAGAGUGGCAUUUGAAGUAUCAUACCUGUCACAAUGAUUACCCUGAUCUGGAGGAGGAGCUGUCCCAAAGACAUGACCUUCAUGCUGAUCGAGAUGUCUGUGCUUACUUCAAAAACAUUGACUGUUGGACAACAAAAAGUGAAAACUUGGAUUGCAGCAGUGACUCACAGGCAUUUCCGUCAUUAAAUAAUAAAGAACUAACAGGUAUCAGAAACAUUUCAAGCCAGGAAGGAUCAACGGAUGUUGUAGCCAAGACCCAGAAAGAUGGCUUCCAUAUCUUCGUUGUUUCUAUUAAAACGGAGAAAACAGAUGCAGUCUGGGAUUUAAAUGUUUCUCUUUCUAUGGUGGGUCCUCAUGGGUACAUCUCUGCAUCAGACUGGCCUCUCAUGAUUUUUUACAUGGUGAUGUGUAUUGUUUACAUAUUAUAUGGUGUACUCUGGCUGCUGUGGUCUGCCUGUUACUGGAAAGAUAUAUUAAGAAUCCAGUUCUGGAUUGCAGCUGUCAUUUUCCUAGGAAUGCUUGAAAAGGCAGUUUUUUAUAGUGAAUACCAAAACAUCAACAGCACUGGACUGUCAACUCAAGGUUUACUGAUAUUUGCAGAGUUGAUAUCUGCAGUUAAGAGGACAUUGGCUCGCCUGCUUGUGAUCAUUGUGAGCUUGGGUUAUGGCAUUGUGAAGCCUCGCUUAGGAACAGUGAUGCACCGGGUGAUUGGACUGGGACUGCUUUACUUGAUCUUUGCAGCCAUUGAAGGCGUCAUGAGAGUCAUCGGGGGUUCUAAACAUUUAGCUGUUGUUUUGACUGACAUUGUUUUAGCAGUUAUUGACUCCAUUUUUGUGUGGUUCAUUUUUAUAAGUUUGGCACAGACUAUGAAGACUCUAAGGCUAAGAAAGAACACAGUGAAAUUUUCAUUGUAUAGGCAUUUUACAAAUACACUCAUCUUUGCAGUGCUGGCUUCUAUAGUGUUUAUGGUGUGGACAACAAAGACCUUCAGGAUCGCAAAAUGCCAAUCAGACUGGAUGGAGCUGUGGGUUGACGAUGCAUUUUGGAGCUUCCUCUUUUCACUCAUCCUUAUUGUGAUAAUGUUCUUAUGGAGGCCAUCAGCAAAUAAUCAGAGGUAUGCCUUCAUGCCCUUGAUAGAUGACUCUGAUGAUGAAGUUGAGGAAUUCAUGGUAACAUCUGAAAAUUUAACUGAGGGAAUAAAACUAAGAGCCUCAAAAACGGUUUCAAAUGGAACAGCUAAACCUACUUCUGAUAAUUUCGAUGAAGAUUUGAAGUGGGUGGAAGAAAACAUCCCCUCUUCGUUCACAGAUGUAGCUCUCCCAGUGUUAGUGGACUCAGAUGAGGAAAUUAUGACCAGAUCUGAAAUAGCUGAAAAAAUGUUCUCUUCAGAAAAGAUAAUGUGAUCAGGGCCCCAGUGGGUCCAGUGUGUGCAGGAGCACAGUCAGGUGAUGGGAAAAGCCUGGCUCUCAUCAAAACUGACAGCUUCACUAUGAUACGUGUUUCCCUUUGUUGUCUUGGAUCUGUGUAUGCAGAUGAAGAAUUCAGGAGUGGGAGGGUCUGCCGCCCUCAGAAAGCCAUCUUUAAAACUAACUUAUACAGUCAGCUUCAUUGCCGUUAAGUUGCCUGAUUUGGAAACAAUUUAAGAAGUUAACAACAUGUGCUCAGACGCCUCUUAGGCGGCAGCACAGGCAGGCAGGUUGUGUGUCUCAGUUUUCUCUGGACAAACGAAUCUGUAGCUGGGCUGGUGGCACACCACUGAUAAUCGGAUCUCUGUAAAUUCAAAGCCACGCCUGGUCUACGUAGUUCUGGGACAACCAGAGAGAGCUACAUAGUGAGACCCUGCCUCAAAAAAACAAAAACCAAAAAGAAAAAGAAAAGAGAAGAAUAUCUGUGAGCAUUCCUUCCCCUCGCCUUCAAGAUAACAUGAUUCUCCUGAAUGCUAACACAGUGCUGUUCAUCUUUUGUAGUGAUAAUUUUAUUUGAUUUUUUAUACUGAAGUGACAAUAUUGGAACUUGAGCAUGCUCAUAUAUUUAAUCUUGUCCCUUUCAUUGGUGUACACAAAUCUCUUGUUUGUAAAUACCACCAUGCACUACACAUCACGGAGUCUGAGCUUGGGAACACGUGUGGGCAAAGAGAGACGUCUUGAGGGUACGUCCAAAGACUUGCAGGCCACAGGUACACGUGCUGCUGCUACUUCUGCUGUGAACCUGGCCAUGUGACUCCCCUACAGCACUUUAUCCCAGCCCGGAUGCACUGUUUCUUGUGAGCCUUGUGGAGACUUGUGAGAUACACAGACAUCUAACCUUACCAUGCAUCAACAUGUACUUAACCAGCUCUCAGCCAUACCUUACACCGUGUUGUUCAAUUAUGUUUAUAAUGUAUGAUUGAAAGUUUCUAUUCUAAUAGUUUUUGAAUAUAGAAUGUUCUAGACUUGAAAGGCACUUGAAUGUAGAGUGAAAAUGUGAACGUUUUGCCACGUUCGUGACCAAAGAUACCAGGCUGUUGGACAUGUAAUGUGGUAAUGACAGGCAGGGUCUUAUAUGCCUUCUCUCUGGAGGACUUCUGCCCUGUGAGUUAGAAUAACUUGGGAUAAUUGAGAAAACAUGAAAAUGACAAGGAAGAGCACUAUCCAUAGCCUAUGAUGAUUUUUCACUGUGGCACCACAAAACAAACGGUUUUCUUUCAAAUGCCUA
Mus caroli (Ryukyu mouse) is the source of this 3167-nucleotide messenger RNA. The record is from RefSeq and is a predicted model, not a curated record. Lineage: Eukaryota; Metazoa; Chordata; Mammalia; Rodentia; Muridae.